UUGAGUGACCGAGAACAAGAUAGAAGAACAGAGACUUCAGAUAAAAUGGCGGAAGGAACCUGCCUCUGCUUGGCUCCUGCCUUUUCAUUACCUCCGCGCAUCAAAGUUAAAGCGGAGUUGAAAGAGAUCAGAGUCUGCACCAACCGCACGUGCCGCAAACAGGGCUCCAUGCAGACCUUCGAGACUCUCACGGCCCUGGCCCCGCCCCAUGUGGCCGUCAACACGUGUGGGUGCUUGGGCCGUUGCGGGGCCGGGCCCAACCUCGUGGCUCUGCCCGGUGGAGUUAUGGUCGGACACUGUGGGACGGCAGCUAAAGCUGCUCAAGUUACGAUGGAGCUGUGUGGAAUUAGGGGGUCUGGGGAUAAGAGCUUGGAGGCGCUUGCGCUGAGGAAGAGAGCAGAGGGUGAGUUUGAGAAGGGUGAUUUCGAAGAGGCUGAGAGAUUGCUGUGUCAGGGUAUAGAUUUAAAACCAUUUGGUGGUAUCCAUAUUCUGUAUAAAAACAGAUCUCUGGUAAGAUUGGCAAUGGGCAAGUACUCAGGAGCUGUUGAAGAUGCUAAUGAAGCUUUGAAGUUAGCACCACAGUAUAUUGAGGCUUACAUUUGCCAAGGUGAUAUCUUUUUGGCUAUGGACCAAUAUGAUGCAGCUGAGAAGUCAUAUUCAACAUGUCUGCAGAUAGAUCCUUCUAUUCGUCGUUCCAAAUCAUUCAAGAGUCGGAUUGUGAAACUGCAAGAAAAACUCAGUGCUGCAAAUGUGCCUUAAAUUACAUAACAUGAAUGAAGUCACAUACAUCAAUAAUGAUCAAUGUUGUCAGAAUACUUUUAAGAUGUUUCUGUUCUUUCCAGACAUAUGCAAAUCAAUUUAUACUUACCAAGAACAUGGCCGACAUGCAAUUCUUUUUCCUCGACUCCAGUUGAAGGAGUUCGUGAAGGAAGUCCAGCCAUCACUGUCACCAAAGAUGUGAGUUGCUCCGCCUGCUUCAAGCAUAUUAAGAGAUGUGGUGAGAGCAAGAUAGAGUGUGAUCUGAAGUACUGGUAAGCUCAAGAGAGCAUUUUGUUUUGCCCCCUUAUUGAAGAUGUGAUAAUAUUUAGAAAAGUUGAUAGAUAUGAAAAUGGUUUUUCUUCACAAAACCCUCAUUAAUACAAGUUAAGAGGCUCGCAUUGUUCUGGUGUCCUGAUUAGGCAAUCAUGUGAAUUAUGUUAGAAUUCUGUUAUUGUGAAAAUCAGUUAUCAGUCUGUAUUAUAACUUUUUAUACAGUUCUUGUAGUUCUAAUCCAACACAUGUUGGCAACUUAUGGAAUGCAUAAUCGCUUAGGGGCACUCAUUUAUGAAUCGAGAAAAUUUUGUGUUUUUUGUAAAUUCAGAAAACAGAUCAAACAUGUUCUUUGGAGAGAAUUUCA
Molecule: messenger RNA, 1396 nt
Organism: Pistacia vera
Lineage: Eukaryota; Viridiplantae; Streptophyta; Magnoliopsida; Sapindales; Anacardiaceae
Product: tetratricopeptide repeat protein 1
Exons: 6
Coding region: 46-759 (237 amino acids)
Molecular function (GO): protein binding
Source: RefSeq, a predicted model, not a curated record